Messenger RNA from Hypoxylon fragiforme, 1482 nucleotides. RefSeq lists its product as uncharacterized. Lineage: Eukaryota; Fungi; Ascomycota; Sordariomycetes; Xylariales; Hypoxylaceae. The transcript has a single exon. Bases 1 to 1482 code for a protein of 493 amino acids. The record is from RefSeq and is a predicted model, not a curated record.
AUGGACUCCGCUCCACAGGAAAUCGUCCUCUCCAUCGUGGAGCAGCUCGACAAAGUGACGGAUCUCUGCACGAUCCUGAACCUCCGCCUCGUGAGCAAGAAAUGGCUCCAGGUCGCGACCCCCUUCAUCUACGUCAUCGCGCAGGACCCGUACUGGCCCUGUGACAGCCACCGCAAGCACGACCUCGGCGUGCUCACGCGCCUCAACGACAAGCUCGCCGUCCGGCCUGACCUGGCCUGCAUCAUCAAAGAGCUCCACAUGUUCCCGCUGCGCAUCGAGAACCGCGUGCGCACCCGCAUCCCGCUCGCCCUCAUGAACCGCAACCGCCAACAGUGGGAGAUCCUCAACGGUCUCAAGUUCCUCCCGCUCGAGCUAAAGUUGCAGAUUAUCCGCGACCUCACGAGUGAUGUGGACUCCGGCCUCGUCGCCUUCGUCCUGCUCCUGUGCCGCGACAUCGAGGUGCUCGAGAUCGAGCAGCGCUACUUCCACUUCGGCCCCAGCCUCCGCGGAAUAUUCCACCUCGCCGCCAACGCCAACACCAACGCCACCGCGGCGGGCCUACCCGGCGCACUGCCCCCCAACAAGGACAUGCUGCUGAGCAAGCUGACGCGCCUCAAGAUCGGGGACAAGUUCGAGUGCGUCACCAUCAACGACGUGCUGACCUUCCUCUCGCUGCCGCGCCUCCAGCACCUCGAGGUCGACGGGCUAAUCGACUACUACGAUAACGGCUUCGAAGAUGACGACGACGACGAAGAUGAUCAGAGCAACAGCAGCGAAGAGGAAGAGCAAGCCCUGACGCCGCACCCCUCCCCCACCCGCCCCGUGCCCCACUGGUUCCGCACCUACCUGCCGGACACCUCGGAGCCCGACUUCAACAAGUACGCGCCCGCGCGCAACCCCAUAUCGCUGCACUUCCACGGCUCGUGGAUCACCCCGCACGGGCUCUCCCUCAUCCUCGCCGCCUGCGAGCAGCCGCGCACCCUGUACGUGCACGUGACCGGGCUGAUCGACGCGGACGCGCCGGACUACACGCGCACCUUCGCCGCGCACGGGCGCGGCCUGCGCAGCAUCAUCCUCGACACGACCGAGUGCCCCGGCGAGGGCGUGCUGGCGGGGGCCGAGGCGACCGCCUUCCUCGGCGCGCUGCGCGCGAACCACGGGGCCACGCUGCGCGCCCUGGCCGUCUCGCGCGCCUUCCUCCCCGGCACGCGCGACAUGGCGGGGCUCCUGCCGCGCGAGCUGCGCGAGCUGGCCUUCCUGUUCGCGCGCAUACGCCGCGGCCACGGGCUCCCCGCCGACGAGAUGCUGGCGCACGCCGCGCUGCUGGGCGCCACCGCGCCGCGUCUGAGCCGCCUCGCGUACAUCCCGAGCUAUCUGGUCCGCAUGCCGCGGUGGUACGAGGGCUUUGGGCUCCGCGAGGGCGCGGAGGGCCCCGAGAGGGAGUGGUUGGAGAGUCAUGGUUGUGUGCUUUUUGACUGGUAG